CGGCAUUUUUUUUCGGGUUGAAUUCGAUAUUACAUUAUAUUAUUGUAAUAAUUAAAUUUAUAUUCUAAAUUUCAGUUUAGUCGAUUUCGUCGGAUUGUUUUAGAGAAACUGAAGAUAAUCGACGCAUUUAACGAUGAAUCAAACGGAGGUUUCGCAGUUAAUUUCCAAACUCAGAAUACGCGUCAGUCCUCGCCAUAAGAAUCUAAAGUGUCCCGAAGGACCACAGGGUCGGUUAAAUAAAUUACGUAAAACAGUUAACGCCCUGUUCAAAUACGAACGUUUAGAAUUGAAUUAUACGUUGGCUGACGAGACCAGAGGGUAUGCAGAAAGAUUAAUAUCUGAAGCCAUCAGACACGGAGACACACACAAACCAACCAUGGAGAUGGCCGACUAUUGGAUAGAAGAAAAACAGUUAAUACACAAAUUGUUCAAAGUAUUGGUUCCCCGGUUUAAUGAUUAUCAGACUUCAUACACAAUGUUAUACCGGGCGCCAAAAGCAUACCCUGAAAUUGUGUAUCCCCGUUCAGUCCUAGAACUUAGAGGUAAUCCAUUUCCAGCAAUUCUGCCUCAGCGGUCCGAUCAAAGAAAUUUUAUACACAAUGUGUUAUUGGAUGAAGCAAAAAAGGCAUAUAGGGCUGAGAAAUAUGAGGAAAUAACCAAAUCUCUCGAAGAACAACGGGAAGAAUAAAUCUAUAAUCAUAUUUUGUUUUGUGUAAAUACAGUUGUUAGUUAGAAAUACUCAAUUAAAAUCGAUGCAUUUUUAUUAUA
This is a messenger RNA of Rhopalosiphum maidis (corn leaf aphid), 768 nucleotides long. It is a transcript of the gene mRpL17, whose product is annotated as 39S ribosomal protein L17, mitochondrial. Gene Ontology annotation, molecular function: structural constituent of ribosome. The transcript is spliced from 3 exons. Gene Ontology annotation, cellular component: mitochondrial large ribosomal subunit; ribosome. NCBI's taxonomy places the organism in Eukaryota, Metazoa, Arthropoda, Insecta, Hemiptera, Aphididae. The record is from RefSeq and is a predicted model, not a curated record. Gene Ontology annotation, biological process: translation. The coding region runs from base 134 to 688 and encodes 184 amino acids.